This is a messenger RNA of Temnothorax curvispinosus, 517 nucleotides long. RefSeq names its product chymotrypsin inhibitor-like. The record is from RefSeq and is a predicted model, not a curated record. The transcript has 3 exons. The coding region runs from base 63 to 293 and encodes 76 amino acids. NCBI's taxonomy places the organism in Eukaryota, Metazoa, Arthropoda, Insecta, Hymenoptera, Formicidae.
AGCUAUCAUCAGUCUAUCUCGAGUUGUUCGAGUGCAAGCAACGCGAAUUCGAAGACACAAGCAUGGCUCGCAUCGUAGCUUUCCUCCUCCUCAUCGUGGCAGUCGCUACAAUCAGUGCUGCGCCUAAUUGCGGUGAGAACGAAGUAUUUAAUAGCUGUGGUACAUCGUGCCCAAGCACCUGUCAAAAUCCAACGCCUAGUAUCUGUACACUGGCAUGUAUACCUGGAUGCGACUGCGCGGAAGGAUAUGUAAGAGAUGCGCAAAACAGAUGUAUACUUCUACAAUAUUGUUAAUCAUUCAGAAAGCAUGAUUUUCAAACGGGAACAUUUUGUAUUAUCUAAAAUGAUACGUAAAUCCAAUCAGCAUUAAAAGUCUUUUCGUAGAUUAGUAAGCUUGCAGACUUGUAGUUGUACUACACUAAUCUAAACAAUUGUAUUAUGAGUUACAUUUAUUUGAAUUGUUUAAUUUUGUAAAACCAACAUUGCGUUUCAUAUUUUUAAUAAAAUAUAUUCAAGAA